GUGUGCACUGUGAGUUUUAAAUAAAAUUGUGUGGAAAACAAGAAAAACAAACUUUAAAAUUCAUUAAAAUAAACUAAACAGUGAGAUUCACGUCUUCGAGUCAGUUGGCAGCGCGAAAAGGCGCUUGUGGAACGUGUGGAUUUUGUGGAAACCGACGAGCGCUUUCUUGGGCUUGGCUGUUGCGAGUGGCAGCACUUGCUUCAAGUUGCAAGUCAGUGAGAGAAAGAAAAAAAAAGAACGGAAAUAAAAAAUAUACAAAGAAUUCAUUUAGUUGCUUUCAACUAAAUUAAAUUAAUAUUUGCACCCAUGGCCCCAUCGUCUGCCCAUCCGCCGGAGCGUCAUUUUGGCUAUGUCUGCUGCAAGUGUCAGACGGCAGCUUUUGCUGGACGUCGUUAUGCCUGCUGGAUGUGCAUUGGCUAUCAGCUCUGUGGCAGCUGCUACGAUUCUGGCCAAUUGCCCGAGGCGCCGGAGCACAAGUACUUUCAUCCCAUGGAGGCACACUAUACACGCGCCGAAUAUGAGCUCUAUUUUGGCGGCGAAUCCUAUGUGGAGGCCAAUGUGCCGCAGAGCUAUAAAUGCGCCCUCUGCGAUUUGUAUGGAUUUACCAGCAUGCAGCUCUAUAAGCACUUAUCCGAUAUGCAUCGCGGUCAUAAGGAUUUCGAUGAAUACUUUAGCAUACUCUAUACACGCUAUGCUGCCGAUGCUUCGGCGGCGACUGGACGUCUGACUGCCAGCAGUUCGGGUUCCGGUUCGGUGUCAGGUUCGGGCACCAUUUCGCGUUCUGCCAUUGCAUCCGCAUCUGCCUUUCUGAGACAUGUGCCCAGCUUGCCGCGACCUGUGCUGCCCGUGGUCUCGCAGCAACGCGCUGCCUUGGAUCCGGCUGUCAGUUUUCGUGAGGCGGUGCGGAUGACACAGGCGCGUCGUGCUGCUCUCUUGGAGCAGCAGGCGCUCAAUGUGUUGGAGGAGCUGCGCUGGAGCAAUACAAAUCCGAGAUAUUACUCUAGCCACUGCAUGAACGUGCUGAUGCGGCCCCAAGAGCAGGGCCAGCAGCAGCAGCAGCAGGGACAACAGCAGCAGCAGCAGGCGGCACAUCAUUCUCAGCAGCAGCCGGUGCCGCCGCCUGCGCGGCCCGAUGUGAGUGUGUUGGAUGCCCGAGGCAUGCGUAGUCCGAAAGUGAGUCGCAUACGCAGCAUGCCGCCAGCUGUGCGUCUGGGCACCUUGUUUCCCAAACCGAAUAACCAAUUGCCCAGACGUGCCGCCGAGGAUGAUUGGGUCUCGUAUUUGGCCCAGUCCUCAACGCUAUUGGAGCAGCAGCAUCAGCAGCAUCGGGCCGAACGUCUGUUGACCAGCUAUGCGGAUAUAUUGCGCGAGGCGCCAGGCGAAGUACGUUACCAGGAGAAGGAUAAAGGUAAGGAUAAGGACAAAAGCAAGACCAAGCAGGGCAAGGAUAAGGCAGGCGCUGACAAAUCGGAUCUGCACAAAUUUCUAUGCCUUAAGUUUGUGCCCCUGGAGAAGACCCAACGUAAGCUGCCACCAGAGUCGCAUCGUGUGCUCUUUAUCGAGGCCCUGCUGUGCUCCAUGCUGGCCGAUGAGCAGCUCAUGCCGGUCACACUGCAGCCAGCCGCAAUUCCCAAAUUGACAAAUGCCCUUCGCAAGCCCAAGCCCAAAAAGGAACCUUUGGACGAGCCCAGCAGCAGCGCCAACUCUCCGGCCGGCAUUAUGGAGCGCUUCUACAAGAACCUCGAUCUCUAUAAUAAAUGGUUGGCCGAGUUUUCGAUUACAAAACUGGAGAAUAACACAAAGAUUGCAGCAAUACCGGAUAUGAUCUUGCAGGCGACACACGAUCCUGUGCUCGGCGUCGACUCCGACAUGGAUCCGGACACCGAUGAGCGGGACGAGGAGGAUGAGCUAACAAUUGUUGGGCCAGCAACCAAAGCAGAGAGCGGGCCCAAAGUUGUCACUGUCAACGUAGUCGACGAGUUAUCCGAAUGUGAUGCUGAGGAGGAGCACGAGGAGGAAACUGGCGAGGGUGAGGGCGAUGCCGAGGAAGUGGAGGAUGAGGAUGAGGACGAUUACGACGAUAAUUCUGGCUCAGAGACCUCCGACUCAACCAUUGCCAUGCUCGUCAAUGAAAUUGAUCAGGUUUAUGGCUACUAAAGAUCCAUAAAAUGAAGGAAAUGAAGGAAUAUAGAUUUAUAUACAAUAUACUUAAUAAUAAA
This is a messenger RNA of Drosophila novamexicana, 2219 nucleotides long. RefSeq lists its product as uncharacterized. The transcript has 2 exons. Gene Ontology annotation, cellular component: plasma membrane. NCBI's taxonomy places the organism in Eukaryota, Metazoa, Arthropoda, Insecta, Diptera, Drosophilidae. The coding region runs from base 307 to 2157 and encodes 616 amino acids. The record is from RefSeq and is a predicted model, not a curated record. Gene Ontology annotation, molecular function: zinc ion binding. Gene Ontology annotation, biological process: synaptic signaling.